Molecule: messenger RNA, 1226 nt
Organism: Zingiber officinale
Lineage: Eukaryota; Viridiplantae; Streptophyta; Magnoliopsida; Zingiberales; Zingiberaceae
Exons: 4
Coding region: 142-963 (273 amino acids)
Source: RefSeq, a predicted model, not a curated record
GUCGUCUUCCUCGAUUAUGAGCAGAACGGUGGCACCCGGGACGAGUAGGAUCGCUCCUCAUCCUCUCAAUCUCUCUCCCGCGGUUUCACUCCUCUCCCGCCCAUUUCUCUCUGUUGCAUCUCGAUUGCUUGAUCCAUAGCCAUGCCGUCGGGGCCGAGGAAGCGAAGAGCCGCCAGGCGCAAAAAGGGGAUGGAGAAUUCGGCGACCCUCCUCCCUUCCGAUCCUUCUAAAGAUGGCGAGCAGCACGCGGAUCUGAUGCUGCACGAGAGCAGAGAGAGCGAAAGAGAGUCCCCUCUAUAUUCCUCUGCCCCAUCAUCGCCAUUUGUCGAGAGCCGACCCACUCGAUCCUUGACCCAUUGGUUUGGAUCUGAAGCUGUCGAUUGUGCGGCGGAGAGUUCGCAGAAUGACCUAAAAGCAGCGGACUUGGUCCAGCAAGAUGAGCAGGAUGUUGCUUUCGCAGUAACGGAAGUUGCUUUACUGCCCACAGAUGCAUCGGAUGCUAAAUCAGAAUUAUUUGCCCAAUCUGAGAAGGAAUAUAGGAAAUCUUUCGAGGAAUCAACUAUUUCUAUUGAAAAGAUUGUUUCUUUGUCCGAGGAGAGGAGCCAAGGUAAAUCAGAUGAAUUUGUCGAAUCUGAUAAGGAAGAUAAGAAACCCUCUGAGAAAUCGGCUAUUUCUGUCAAAGACAUUACUGCUUUGCCCGAGGAGAGUAGCCAAAUCAGUGAGGUAGCUGCUAAUGUUCUUGAGAAGGUUUCAGGUGAUCAGAGAUUAAAAGGAGCACAACCCCAUGAUGCUAAUGGGAUCGUCAAACAAGAUGGUGAGACUAGUGAAGCUUGUCAAGUUGCUAGAGGAGAGAAGACAUUGCCGGCAGCCGAGGCCUUACACCAUGCUCCUCUGGUCAUUCACCAUACGAAGUGGUGGAAUUGUUGUGGGCUGCUUAAUUUGAUCAGGGGCCGUGAUAUAUAAUUUUAGGUAUCCUAUUAACCUCAGAAACACCGUUUGUCUUUCAUGAUGAUUACCCUAAUAAAGCUUCUCAAAAUAUCAUUGUCGUCAUCGUCCUCCGCUUGAGUAUCUUAACUAUGAAAGUCCAGGAGUAAUAAUUUUGCUGCUUCAUUAUAAAGCAGAGUAGUAGCAUUGUUCAAUCUUGGUUCCUAGCAAAUCUCUUUGUUCUCCUUUUGGCUUUAGCCAUCAAUCUACUAGACUUGAUUUUAUAAAGAAUAGUUUGCAUU